Messenger RNA from Melanotaenia boesemani (Boeseman's rainbowfish), 4622 nucleotides. RefSeq names its product nudix (nucleoside diphosphate linked moiety X)-type motif 3b (gene nudt3b). The record is from RefSeq and is a predicted model, not a curated record. Gene Ontology annotation, biological process: diadenosine hexaphosphate catabolic process; diphosphoinositol polyphosphate metabolic process; adenosine 5'-(hexahydrogen pentaphosphate) catabolic process. Bases 326 to 862 code for a protein of 178 amino acids. Gene Ontology annotation, cellular component: cytoplasm; nucleus. Gene Ontology annotation, molecular function: bis(5'-adenosyl)-pentaphosphatase activity; diphosphoinositol-polyphosphate diphosphatase activity; bis(5'-adenosyl)-hexaphosphatase activity. NCBI's taxonomy places the organism in Eukaryota, Metazoa, Chordata, Actinopteri, Atheriniformes, Melanotaeniidae. The transcript has 5 exons.
UAGUUUCCCCUCACCGGCUCACUCCAGUCAGAGCGUGGUGUUGCAUUUCCCCCUUAGUUGCCGCUGCUCCAAUUCUUAAACCCCUGAUAGGCAAAAUCCUUACGCUCGUCGACCUAUUAAAGGCUAAAAUACGUUGUGGGCGUAACGGCUUCUUGUAAUGGCGACCGUGCCGUAGAUGUGCCUAGGUUUGUGAAAAUGAAGCGAAGAAGAAGUUAUUUCUUUUAAGUAAAACGCCGAGGUUCCCCGGAGGAGGGCUUUGCGUCUUUAAUCAUAAUAUUUAGAAGUGGUAAACUUAGCUGUAAUUUUGAACUUUUACGCCUCCGAAAUGAUGAAGCUGAAGUCAAACCAAACCCGGACGUAUGACGGGGAUGGCUACAAGAAGCGGGCCGCCUGUCUGUGCUUCAGGAGCGAGACGGAAGAGGAGGUGCUGUUAGUAAGCAGUAGUCGACAUCCUGACAAGUGGAUAGUUCCUGGAGGGGGAAUGGAGCCUGAAGAGGAGCCCAAUGUUGCUGCAGCUCGAGAAGUGUGUGAAGAGGCUGGUGUGAAGGGGACUUUAGGUCGCUUAGUUGGAAUAUUUGAGAACCAGGAGAGGAAACACAGAACCUAUGUGUACGUUCUUAUUGUAACAGAGGUGCUGGAGGACUGGGAGGACUCGGUCAACAUUGGGAGAAAAAGGGAAUGGUUUAAAAUAGACGAUGCCAUACAAGUGUUGCAGUGUCACAAGCCUGUGCAGGCCACCUACUUCGAGGCUCUCCAGGAGAGUUGCCUGACCAGUAACGGAACACCAUUGGUGACCACGAUAGGCGGGGACCUCUCUCCUACCUACAGCAUCAAUCAGAGCUCCGUCUCGGGUAUCAGAUAACUAAAACCAUAACUCUGACACCCCCCAGGAGCUUUCGCCACCACUUGCGCUCUUACUUGUGUCACUUCUCUUAUUCUUCUCUCUUUUCUUUUUUCUUUUUUUCUCUUUUGUCUCAAUGACAUGGUUUGCCUUGCCAACUCCUUUGUGCCAGACCUGUGGCACAGACUUGAUGACAAGUGUUGGGUGAAUAGUCUGAAACACUUUGUAAAUGUAAAUGUAAUUUUUGACCCCUAUAUAUAAUUUUUUUUUUCCUUUUUACUGACAAUGCAUGAAGUUUCUCCUCAGUCCCUGUCCUUUAUGCACCCUUAGCGUGGUGUUUAUUGAAUGCAAGAACUACUUUUUACUGUUGUAAUGUAAAAGUGUAUACUUAGUGCUUACGCUGAAGGCUUUUGGUGGUCUUUUUAAUGUCUCCUCCAUUAUUUUGGUCAUUUUCUGUGAAUGAAUGUGCCCAUUAGUGUAUCUCUCCCCUGCUGUAAGGAUAGGAAAUACUGUGUGUAUCCGAACGACGGAAUAGUUGGAAGUGUCUUGCAUGAGCACUGUUAUGUUGUGUCUCACUCAGCUUGAGUGACCUGAUGCUGACUGUGCAACAGGAUUGUGGUAAGGUCUUUGGCUUUUCUUAAUUUUCUCCUUACUGUAGUUGGUGUCUUUUUUUAAUCACAGUGAUAAUAGUUUUUCAAUAUCAGCAGACUUUCAAGUGUCAGCUGUGUUUCUCUCUUAUUUGGGAAGCUAGCCAAGCACUACAGGUUUCACUCUCAAACAGAGAACAACUCUCUAGAAAGAGAAAGAAUGUCAACAUACAAUAUAAAAUGAACCACCUUGCUCCUCUGUGUCUUUACCCCCUCUUAAUCCCUUUUUGUUUUUUUAAAUGCUUUCUUGUGACUACAAAGUCUUCCUCCACAUACUGAGAGUGUAAAAAUAGUACAUGAUACGAAUCAAGGACUUUCAAAAUGCAGCACUUAUCACUUAAGUUAUUAAAACCCAUGUCUGUAUUUUACUCCUCACAUUCAGUUUGGUUAAAAUCAAUUGUUUACAUUGUGUUUGGAACAGAGCACAGGUGACUUUAGUGGGCACUUUUCAUUGCAGUCACAGUUUUUGUUUUGUUUUAACCCAGCUAUUAUUUAAUCUGCAUCCCAAAAACACUCAGAACACCUGCUUGACAUUGAAAGUAAUGGAUCUAUAAUGCUGUCUUUGGCAAGAUGCAGAACAAACAAGCCUUGUACAGUUUGAGACCUUGUUUUAAAUGUAACAUGCUUUUGGAUACUGUUUUUUUUUCCCUCUUAUGUCUGGCAAAAGUCUCUUUAGCUGAGCUGCAUCACUUGGCCUCGAUGCAUCGUGGGGCAGCUGGCUCAAUACUGUGAAACUGGAGGCGCUGUAGAUAGCAUGUCAGAGGUUUUUAUUGUAAAUUGUUUAUUUCUGUAUAGAUCAAAGUUGAGAGUACAAAUGACAAAACACCUCUUAAACAUGUGAGUGCUACGUGUCAUUACAACUGAGGCUGGAAAACUGAUUUAACUUCUUUUGUUGGCUUUGGAACGGUUGGAAAUUUUCUCAAAAUAGCAUACAGUAAGAACAAGGAAUGUGGUUGUGGAUGAGAGCAGAGUCCUUUUUAUAUAGAAAAUAUCUCCUUUUUUUUUCUUUAGGCCAAAACAAACUUGUAGCAGUAAAGGAUUCCUCAUGGACAACUGUAGUCUGUUUCCAAACCACUACUUUUCAGCCUCUAAUUAUUUAUCUUCCUGUUGAGGGUUUUACUCAUUGGUCCUUUCCAAAGACCUGUAAAUAAAAGCUGUGGUUUUCUGUCCAUAUUAUCGUUUAAUUAUUUCUCUAUUUACAACAUCAUAGAGUUACAGCUGCAAAACUGCCAUUUGUAAAGUCAAAUCUGGUAACUAAAUAACACUUGUUUGGGCCUGUGUGUCUCCCAAAUUCAUUUUAAUGCAUUAUUUGACCUUUUUAGCUCUGUUUUGUUUUCCAUCAACUCCUUUGGGAAACGUUGCUGCUUGAUUUGUUUGCUUGCCUUUGUGCUCAGUAAAUGGAAACCGGUACAAAUAACCAGGAAUAUAAAGCCAAGAGGAACUAUUGUCUAGUGAUGGAUCCCUUUGGGCUUAUCUCAAACAAACCCCUUCUGUAUGUUAAUUCUGGUCACUUUCAAUUUAAAACUACUGUUUCUUUUUUGUUUUGUUUUUUUUUGUCAAAUAGUAAACUUGGAGCACCUAGAAUGAUUUUAUUCCCAAGGUUUAGAAAUUCCCAUAUAAUUCAUUUGAAGUGCCUAAUGAGUUUAAUUUAGAGUCUCCAUAGAAAACACGUUUGGGAUCUUUAGACACAUAAAGAGUUUUUAUCUUUGUUUAAAAAAAAAAAGUUUAUUUUCAGUUAAACACCGGAGCACAUUUAACUGAAUAUGUACAGAAAACUUCAUGAUGAGGAUGAGAAACCCCUCACAGGAAAUGACGAUAAGAACUGAAAGCAGGUAGAACAAAGUGUGUCUAGGAAACGACCUUGGCGGCUUCGUUUUUUUCCUUCUUCUCUCUUUCUUUCUUUUCAGUCAGUAGAGAAGACUUGCAUCCCUUCUCCGAUCAUUUAUGCAGGACAUCACUGUCUCAGCAGAUACAGCUUCACCUGGACUGCUAGAGUUGGCCAGUGACGAUUCAGAUGUUUUCUCAAUACCAGUAUGGUUAAAGGGGGUUAAAAGUCUCUUCCUUCAUGGGACUUUGAACUGAUAUUACUGCUGUGAUUUGAAAGGUGUGGUGGCCAAAGUCUUGCUUUAUGAUGCCCAGCCUGGCACCACAGUUUGAUUACAUUUUAGUCUCCAUGUAAAUGUGCAAUUAGUUAUAGGAUGAACCUGUAUAUGGCAAAAAAAAAAAAAAAAUCUUAACCCAGAGUAAUUGGUGAGUAUCUGUCAGGUUUGUAGUGGGUGACGGGUACUGUCAAAAUGAAUGUGAGGAGGAUUUCCACAAGUCAGUGAUUUAGUUAGCAAUGACCACAUGUUCUUCAACCAUACUUCUUCUUUGUUCUUUAAUCAGUUGUGUUAUUGACAAGCUAAUGUCUUGUAUAUAUCUAACACAGCACCCUUAUUGCCAGAGGAAGCACUUUGGUUAAUAAGGUUUACUGUAUGUCUUUUUUUUUUAAAAAAACCUGUCUUACUAAAAGUCAGGCGGUUCCUGUUAUAAAUGGCAAUUAUGGCUUGAAGUGCUUGAGGGAACUGAAGAAAAUUUUCCCAAAUGAGAUUCACAUUGGGCUUUAUGUGGCAUAAAGAUGGCACAAACUGAUACCCUUGUACCCCUUCUGCUGGAUAUUUCUAUCAAAGUCGUCUCUUUAGUAUGACACAAGCCUCCUUCAUUGCAGCAAAACUGAGGGCGUUCUUUAACCAGCUAGAGCUUCAGAUAAAAAUCACUUGAUGUACCAAAGUUGAUGGCCUAAUCAUGUUCGCCAUGCGAGUUAACCGGCCCCAUCUUGUGGCCAAAAUAUUAGAAUUAAAAGUACAUCACUUUCAGCUGAAGAUUGUAAUAUUUGGUUUCUUUCAUUAGCUGAUUUACUGAGAAAAUGAAACUUAUUAAAACAACCCCAAUUAAUUUACAAACACGUGUGCACUUCUAGCUGUUGACCUCAGCCUUGAAGUUGCAUCCUUGUUUUAAAUGUGUUCUCCAAGGUUUAUGUGUCACUGGAAUAUUGUUUUCCUCUGUCGUCAUUUGGGACUGUGGAAUAAAACCAGUGCAAGAAGACUGAAGAUUGUAAUAUAAAUGUGCCAACAAAUAAACACCAGUAUUUCACA